This is a messenger RNA of Fraxinus pennsylvanica, 1074 nucleotides long. Lineage: Eukaryota; Viridiplantae; Streptophyta; Magnoliopsida; Lamiales; Oleaceae. The record is from the annotation of a GenBank genome assembly.
AUGGCUCCAAAUGAAAGAAUAGUUGUUUUCCCAUUCAUGGAACAAGGCCAUAUUAUCCCUUUCUUGCCAAUGGCACUGAAACUAGAACAAGAAAAAGCCAAUGAAAUAACCUUUGUAAACACCGCUCUCAAUAUCAAGAAACUUCAAGAUUACAUCCCUAAAUUCUCAAACAUUCGACUAGUCGAAAUCCCUUUUGACAGCACAGAACAUGGCCUUCCUCCGAACUCUUGGCUUAUCGAGUCAUCUCCAUCACUGAAACCCGCUUUCAUGAAUCUGGUUUCCAGUCUUGUAGAGGAGGAUAAUGGUGGGCUGCCCCUGUGGAUUAUUUCAGACAUGUAUUUUGCCUGGUCAGUCGAGGUUUCUCGCGUGUUUGGAAUAUUCCAUGCAAUUUUAAAUGUUGCUAGAGGUUAUGGCAUGGCUGUUUGGCACAAUACAUGGUUGAAUCUUCCUCAUUUGAAAUCAAACUCUGAAGAGUUUUCCCUCCCUGGUUUCCCUCGGGGUAGCAAAGCACAAGGGGGAGAAGAAGCAGAAGCAACAUUGAAACAUUGCAUGAAAUGGCUGGAUGAAAAGGCACCGACCUCAGUUUUUAUGUGGCCUUCGCCUCACAAAGUUCUCCGUCUGAAGCUCAAACGAAUGAAUUGGCCAAAUCGCUUGAGGCUUGUAACGUCAAUUUUCUUUGGGUUUUUAGGACACCUUCAGAUUGCUCAAAUAGUGUGGCUUCCUGAAGGUUUAGAGGAAAGGAUUAAGAACAGCAAAAGGGGUUUACUUCUAAAAAUAUGGGCACCCCAGAUGGAAAUUUUGUCCCACAAAUCUGUUGAAGAAUUGGGAGUUUGUGUUGGAGUCGCAAAUGGACAAAGUUACAUUGAGCAUGAAGAUACUGAGGAGAAGAUUGAAUUGGUGAUGGAAGGAACAGAAGGAGAUUUGAUGAGAAGAAAAGCGAUAAAGAUUAUGGGGAUGAAUCGGAUGAUUAAGGAAGGUAGUCUUUGGUCUGAAAAAUGGAAGCCAUGGAUGACUUUCUUAGUGCAGCAAAUAGUGCAUAGAUAUGAGAAAAAAAUAUUGAGUUAUCAUUAUUGA